Messenger RNA from Colossoma macropomum (tambaqui), 1115 nucleotides. RefSeq names its product mucin-2-like. Bases 464 to 955 code for a protein of 163 amino acids. The record is from RefSeq and is a predicted model, not a curated record. The transcript has 4 exons. NCBI's taxonomy places the organism in Eukaryota, Metazoa, Chordata, Actinopteri, Characiformes, Serrasalmidae.
UAUACACCAACUUCAUUAACUACGCCUCCUUGUUCAUUUACUCUUUGUUCAUUUCAUCUGGUCCACUUAUCAUAUCAGAGCACUUUGCAUUUCUACAAUUACUGACUGUGGUCCAUCUGUUUCACUGCAUACUUUAUUAGCCCUCUUUCACCCUGUUCUCCAAAGGUCAGAACCCCCACAGUGGUGGUCCUAACUCACAAUAAAGUGGUCGUUCAGUAUGUAUGUGUACUGAAUGUUGCCUCACAAAGCCCCAACUUCUCUUAGCCAAUAAGAUUUUGAGCCAGAGUUUUUCGUUUUCUAAUAAUUUAUUUUAUUGCUAAAUUACAGCACAUAAACAUUUUUGGUAGAUACAGUACUGUCCUGUUUUGAAAUUUACUGUUUAUUUUAGUGCUGCAUUACAGGCUAUACACAUUUUCUGAAUUUCUUGCAGAUAGAGAAGUGCCCAGCUCUGCUCAAGAGACAGAUGUCACUUUUUGGGGGUCUGCAGAGCUGUGUGUGUGGGUUCCACUCUGCUAAGCCCACCAGUGAACCAACAUCAAUUGCUACCCCUGUUGCUGUACCAGGCACAUCGAGUAAAGCUGGUGUUUCUUCCACCCCCUCUACUCCCAGCUGCCCAGCACCAUUGCGACAGACAUUAAACAUUGGAAUGUUUACAGCACUCCGUUUUGGCGGAAAACAUGCUGCUGCUGCAAAGCCAACCCUUAAUUUGGCAAGGAGGCCUCCUGCUCAGCAUCACUCCACCAUCACUACCACAGAAAGCCCACCUGGUUUCACCAGCCCCGUCACUGCCAGGACCACCUCUGCCACACCCCAGCCAUUGUCCAGUCCUGCAAAGACAUACGUCCAAACCACAUCCCCUUUUUCCAUGCUUCCCUCUUCAGCUUCCCCUGUGAAGAUGAAGAGUUCUUCCUUCUUGAUGCCACAUCCACCAGUUUUUCUUCAGUGUUCAAAUUAGGAUGUGAUAUAUGUUUCAUUCUCUUAUUAUACAAGAGUUAGUUCCGGCCACACAAGCUGAUCGGUUGAGAAGCGUUCUAACUGUGCUGAUAUUUUGCCAUUACAGCACAGAUUUUUCACAAACACUGUAUCACUCCGCCGAGACACCGUUAAGCAACGAC